Messenger RNA from Sorghum bicolor (sorghum), 1096 nucleotides. Its product is annotated as protein BRANCHLESS TRICHOME. Lineage: Eukaryota; Viridiplantae; Streptophyta; Magnoliopsida; Poales; Poaceae. The record is from RefSeq and is a predicted model, not a curated record. The transcript has a single exon. Bases 136 to 1068 code for a protein of 310 amino acids.
AGCUGGUGACCAGACGCUUGGGGUUGGGGCCAUGCAUGCACGCGUCACUUUCCCCGAUCCCAGUCCCACCCCGGCCUGCUCUCGAGUAGAGUAGAGGACGGACGGGUAAAAUAGUGGAUCCCGAGCUCGCAAAAUAUGGCGUCGGUGGUGCAAGUGGAGGCCAAUCAUGGCGCCGGCUCUCCACCUUGGAAGCUUUAUCACAACCCCCACUACGCCCCGCACGACAACACCCAUCUCUCAUCCUGCUGCUCGCCCUCUGCUUCUUGUCAAGCCCGCAACCGCAGGGAUCCCGAGCCCCCUAUGAUCAUUGCGCCCGACGAUUACGAGGAGGUGGAAGAGGUCGACGACCAAGGGUACGGGUACGGGUACGGGUACGGCGCCAUGUCGUCGGAGCUGGAGCUCUGCGUGGCGCGCAUCAGGGACCUGAGGGCGGAGCUGGAGUUCGAGCGGCGGAUGCGGCGCAAGGCAGAGGCGCUGAGCGAGGCGCUGGCGGCGGAGCUGGCCGACGAGCGGCGGCGCGGCGAGGCCGAGUGCCGGGCGCUGCGGGAGGAGGCGGAGCGCGCGCUGGAGGGCGUCGAGGAGGAGCGGCGGAUGCUGCGCGUCGCCGAGCUCUGGCGCGAGGAGCGCGUGCAGAUGAAGCUCGCCGACGCCAGGGCGGCGGUGGAGGAGAAGCUGCGGGAGAUCGACGACGCCGUGGCCCAGCUCCACGCUGCUACUACUACUGCCGCCGCCGCCGCCGCCAGUGUCAGCGACAUCAACAAGAGCAGCAGCUGCUGCAGCAGCCCCGACGGGAGCAAGUCGACGAGUCAGCACGGGCAACAGAGCCCGAGCCGGACUCAACCGCACCGGCGAGAGCCCGGCGGCGGCGAGAACCCGCACAUCCGGAGAGGGAUCAAGGGGUUCGUGGAGUUCCCCAAGGCCGUGCGCCUGCGCGGCCCGCGCGAGGAGAGGGUGGAUCUCGUGUCCAACCUCGAGUGCCAGCGGGCGCAGCUGCGCGUGCUCAUGCGGCACCGGAGCCCCGCCGCCGGCAUGGGACUCAUCGACGCACCAGAGAACCUGGUCGUGUAGUGCAUGUAUACUUUACUAACGUACGAGA